AUGUCCCGAUUGCUCCCUCUUCUGCGACACCCGCCCGCAGUCACCACCGCAGCAGCAGCUCUUGCACCGACGACGAUAGCAUCUUCCGCCAGAUGCACCGAACGAGACACCCCGCGUCGACGGUAUCGGCACAGACGAGUAACUACACAGAAGCAAUGCAACGGCGAUGACACGCGUGUGCGGGUGGCGCCAGCACGACCACCCGUCAAGGAAUGGGAAGAUAUCUUCAUUAGUAGUCUCGUGGCGGCAGGAACAUGCAGAAAACACAGAGUAGCAUCGCGGGCUUCUGCUCAUCGGCCUAUCCGCCACUACUCUACCGCCAGAGACGAACCUGAGCAAAAACGAUUAGCAGCAAGUGGAGAUGCUCAGAUCUCGAAGGAAGAGUAUCGCAAUCUGGUGGACUUCUACCGCCAGUGGGGCCCCGACACGGCAGAAUCAGAGGACAAUCGAUCUCCGCUCGCAUCUCGUCUGAUAUUGACGCCGGAACAAGAGCUAGCAGCAGCGCAGCGUCAGACGACUCCAGGGAAACGCCAUGUCGCACCACCAGAGGGUCACGAGCAAAAGAAUAUCGUCGAGAGACUCGACAACAAGAUCAUGUUGUCUCGGCUUGGUCACAUAUCGUUGGAUGUGCUAUGGAAUUUAUAUCAGCAGGUCCACUCGCCACGACCGCGAUUCCUGAAGGAUUGGGUACUCCAUCGCUUCUUGCAGCACCUAGGCUUCGUUCAGCAAUGGCACGACAAGGAUGCUAUGCAACGCUACUUCCAGGUUCUGGACGACUGUGUUGAGGAAGGCGUGCCGCUCAACAAGAACAAUUGGACUACUGCUAUCUCCUUUGCAGGCCGCUGGGUGCAGCGUACGACAUCCAGCGAAGUCAAAGCAGCGAUUGAAACCUGGAUGCGCAUGGAAGAGCAAGGCCACGCCGCCGAUCAUGUUACGUUGAAUGUCUUGUUUGACGUGGCUGUCAAGGCAGGUCGUUUCACGCUCGCAGACACUAUCUACAAGGAAAUUAAGGCCCGAGAUCUGCCACUUGAUCGCUACUUCCGAGGAAGCCUGAUCUACUACGGAGGCAUGAAGAGAGAUGGGGAUGAAGUCAGGCGCGCUUUCCGCGAGUUCGUUGAAGCUGGUGAGAUUGUGGACACAACCAUCAUGAACUCGGUCAUCUUAUCUCUGCUACGAUCUGGAGAAGCCCCUGCGGCUGAGCAAGUCUUCAACAAGAUGAAACGCUUGACUGAGGAGAAAUUCGGCACCCCAAGCUCGGGAGAGUGGCAAGAGCGAAAAGAGCUAAGGUCCGAGCUGAAUGUAGCUGCUCAGCGGCUGCGGGCUGAAAGCGAAGUCCACGGAUCCUCCUUCUUUGGCGCAUCAUCUUCGUCGUACGAGCGGCGUGAGCAAGUACAGAAGAUUACUCCCAUCGCUCCCGACGCUCGCACCUACACAAUUCUGUUCAAGUACCAUUCGACCAUAUCUGGGGAUGCCGACCGGAUCUGGGAGUUGCUGGAAGAGAUGGGUGAGCAAGGGUUGCAGCCCGAGACGGGCUCAUUCGUGCACAUCCUCAAAGGCUUCCGUCUUCACGGUGGCUAUGCAUUGUCUAGAUGGCAAAAUCGCAGGCUUGAAGAGUUCUGGAAGGUUGUCAUCAAGCAGAUGGAGCUCGAACUGCACGGCACUCGAAUAGCACCACCUGGUGGAGCCAAUAAGAAUGCUGUACCGGAGAGUGCGCCUCCCAAGUCCACUUCUGACCCACCGGCGGUAGCAGAAGGCGUGCCAUCAUUGGAGAGCGAUAGUGAUGACUGGGUAGCGCACGACGGAUCCGAGUACGGUGACGCCGGACACGAUGAGGCUAGCCCAUACUCACUUGACAGCGCUUCUAGUGAUAACGCUUCGCAUUCUACGUCUCCAUCGAGCAGUCCAGCAAUGACCGACGAUAUCGACAUUCUAGGCGCCAUGAUUGCGGAGUCCGCAGCUAGCAUUCGUUGUCACGACCCGCCGAUCACGACUGCCCCAAAACAGACUGAAGAAGCUCAGUCAUCGUCGCGGGCUAACAGUCAUCCGACUUCUUUCUUGGAGAGCGUCUCCUUGCGACAUCUUACCGAUGCAGCGCUGCUGCCCGAAGGCGGCUCUGCUUUGGAAGAUAACGGUCACGCAACUAGCAUCAAACCAGUCGACAAUGAAUCGCAUCCUUCUGAUGCGGCCUCUUCCUUCCUCGACAGUUUGACGCCUGAAAACAGCGUCCGGACGAAGAAGCUCGGUGUGAGCGAAAAUCGGGCCAAUACCUCGCUUGAUACCACGGGCACCCGGAAAUUGGUGCAUAAAGACCGCAAUCAUGAUCAAACGGGUGGAGGCGCGAACAGUGGCCUUUCCCGCUACACUCCUGCUAGCCCUUCACAUUUAGUGCACGAUCCAGACAACUUCGACUCGUUCCCUGUCUGGCGUCGAGGACCCGGCGUCUUGCAACAGUAUGACCACGACCUCAUCCCAAGUUCCGGUCGGAGCAAAGACUCAGCUUCGCCCAGAGCGCAUACAGCACGGCCACGGCCAUCCCUUCCUCCUAACCAGAAGCCCGUUUCUCUGCGUUCCGAGAUUUUCUUGGAGGCUGUGCGAGCUUUCUAUCAAUGCGCCGGACACAUGCGCAUGAUCCAAGUAUGGGAGGGUAUUGCGAGUCGGUGGUACGAUGCUACAGAUGAGGAGUGGGCGCGAGUGGAGAAUGAGGUGGCGCAGAUCGAGAGACAUGCUCGCCGGUACGAAGAUUUCAAUAGAGCUAGUCGAUGA
This is a messenger RNA of Cercospora beticola, 2763 nucleotides long. RefSeq lists its product as uncharacterized. Gene Ontology annotation, molecular function: protein binding. NCBI's taxonomy places the organism in Eukaryota, Fungi, Ascomycota, Dothideomycetes, Mycosphaerellales, Mycosphaerellaceae. The record is from RefSeq and is a predicted model, not a curated record.